UACGUAAGCCUGGUUGCGCGGACACCGGUUACAUAGGGCUUGGUACAGCGUGUCCUUGGGAUUAGAGCGUUCGAGACGUGCUGUUGUGUACAUCGUCCGGGUGGAAGAACAUAGAGGGUGCGAUUAUAGCCAUGGGAGACUGUGAGAAGGGAAAGAAGGUCUUUGUCCAGAAGUGCUCUCAGUGCCAUACUUGUGAAAAAGGAGGCAAGCAUAAGACUGGUCCCAACCUUCACGGUUUGUUUGGACGCAAAACUGGUCAAGCCGAGGGCUAUUCGUAUACUGAUGCAAACAAAAACAAGGGUAUUACCUGGAGUGAGGAAACCCUUAUGGAAUACUUGGAAAAUCCUAAAAAGUACAUCCCUGGCACAAAGAUGAUCUUUGCUGGAAUCAAGAAGCAAGGAGAGAGGAAAGACUUGAUAGCAUAUCUCAAACAAGCAACUUCCUGUUAAUUGCUGCAUCUGAUGCCUUAUUUAUUUCAGGGAGGGAACCAGUAUGAUGAGAUGCUUUUAAAAAUUUAUAUAUUUUUUAUUUGUACUGUCCAUACAUAUUUUAGAUUGUGUCUCAUCAGUGAAUGUAAAGUUAUUGAAUGACAAAUAUUGGUGAAAUGAAUUUGGCUGUAAGAUCUCUAA
Molecule: messenger RNA, 629 nt
Organism: Nanorana parkeri
Lineage: Eukaryota; Metazoa; Chordata; Amphibia; Anura; Dicroglossidae
Product: cytochrome c
Exons: 3
Coding region: 132-449 (105 amino acids)
Biological process (GO): mitochondrial electron transport, cytochrome c to oxygen; mitochondrial electron transport, ubiquinol to cytochrome c
Cellular component (GO): mitochondrial intermembrane space
Molecular function (GO): electron transfer activity; heme binding
Source: RefSeq, a predicted model, not a curated record